Molecule: messenger RNA, 3690 nt
Organism: Xenia sp. Carnegie-2017
Lineage: Eukaryota; Metazoa; Cnidaria; Anthozoa; Malacalcyonacea; Xeniidae
Product: transcriptional repressor NF-X1-like
Exons: 26
Coding region: 297-3476 (1059 amino acids)
Biological process (GO): negative regulation of transcription by RNA polymerase II
Cellular component (GO): nucleus
Molecular function (GO): DNA-binding transcription factor activity, RNA polymerase II-specific; zinc ion binding; RNA polymerase II transcription regulatory region sequence-specific DNA binding
Source: RefSeq, a predicted model, not a curated record
CUUGAAAAAAAAUAUUCAUCAAAUUCGAACGAAAGCUUGUACCAAGGGCUAUUAAAUAAAUUAGUUCACAAAUCAUCACUGCAAAGUUUAAUACUAUUAUAGCAGUGCAUUAUUUAUGUUUUUCGAGACAUUUUAAAUGCCUUAAUAUACUUCAAGUAACAUUGAGUAUCUAUAGUUCAUUAGUUCGUGGGUCUAACAACUUAACUCACUGAAACUUCUUCGUCAUGAUUACUACGAAUCCAAUUUUGCGAUGAUGUUUUUUAAAUUUCUUAUUCGAUUUCGUAAUAUUACCAAUAAUGGCUUCGUGUGGACCAUCAGAUAGUGAUUUGCCGUCUCACCAAGGUAUCAGUGAAGAAGGUGAAGGUAAUCGUGGACGCGGAAACUCACGAGGAAAAGGGAAGAGAUUUCACAAAUCACGAAAUGUUAACAAUCAGAAAUCAACUGAGAAUGGUGAAAAUCAAAGAGAAAAUUCUACAAUACUUAAAACUGCAGCAAAAGUCAGAGGAACAACCAAACGAAAGCCUUCGCAUGGAAAUAGAGAGAAAUCUAAAGACGGUUCUGUGAGUUCUUUUGUGCAAGCACAAGAUGAUGGUGGUAUAUCAAAACGCAAAAACUUUGCCUCAUUAAAAAAGUCAUCAAUUGGCUUCAAAGGUCACAAUGAUCUUGGUGAGAAUAAAAAAUCUACCAGAAACAAAAACGAUAGACGUGCUGCACAUCGUAACGAUUCACGAUUAAAUUCAAACGCUCACCUUAGAAGCAAUCAAAGGACAGAUAAAAAUGAAACAGGAGAUAGCAAUCCACAGCACCCAUUUUUCCAAAGUGUAGAUGUAGAGAAUAGAAAUGGCAUUGUAGCUAAUGGAAUCUAUGUGCCAAAAAGAAAGCAAAGACUUGAAGAAUGUCCACAAAGACCAUCAUUUAGUGAACGAAGAAGGGUUAUAUUGUCGGGUAGAAGGUUUCAUUCCAUGCAAACUCCUACUAACUAUAAAUAUUCUUAUGAUGUUGAUUAUGGUGUUAGUAAUCAAGAAUCAGACCACAAAAUGAACACAACUAUCACUGAAAACUUUCGAAAGUUUUCUUUAAGACCGCAUACUCAGACCUCUGUUCAAGCUGGUGUGUUGAUUGAGCAAUUGACCGAGGAGAAAUAUGAAUGUAUGAUUUGCUGUGAAGUCAUUAAAUGUCAUAAAGCAGUAUGGUCCUGCAAAAAUUGUUUUCAUGUAUUUCACCUGCAUUGUGUUAAACGUUGGGCAAUUUCACCAGCAGCUACUAUAGAAGAUGAUAGAGGAAAGAGUCGAGGAUGGCGAUGUCCAAUUUGUCAGUUUGUGGAGCACAAUAUCCCCAAUGCGUACAGAUGUUUUUGUGGUAAAGUUGAAGAUCCAAAAUGGCAUCCCCGAGAUGGUAUCACGCCUCACAGCUGUGGCGAGUUGUGUAUGAAGCAAAGAGCUGAUAAAAACUGUCCUCAUCCAUGCAAUCAAUUAUGUCAUCCUGGUCCUUGUCCAAGCUGUCCUGUCAUGAUUACGAAGAAAUGCUGUUGCGGGAAAAAAGUUAUAUCCGUACGUUGUGGAAACUCUUCUGAUGUAACAUGUUCCUCUAUUUGUGGAAAGAGACUGAACUGUGGUGUUCAUUUUUGCCAAGAAAAAUGUCAUCCUGGAAGUUGUGAACCUUGUGUUGUUUUACAAGAACAAAGUUGUUACUGUGGGAAAAGUACAAGAGAAGUCAUCUGCGGUGUUGGAUCUCCAACUUUUAUCGACGGUGAACCAAGAUAUUUUUCUUGCGGGAAUGUUUGCGCAAAGCAGUUAGAUUGUGGAAACCAUUUUUGUCAGGAUAUUUGUCAUGAUUAUAAAUGCACUCCUUGCAAAUUGAGGCCUGAAGUUGUCACAUUUUGCCCAUGUGGAAAAAGAAAAGUUGAUGAUUUGUUGCAUGGAGAAAAGCGAACGAGCUGUCUUGAUCCGAUACCUACAUGUGAAAAUGUUUGUGAUGCUCUUCUACCGUGUGCACAAUACAAUGAAAUAAGAAAAGGUAGUUCAGACCAUCGAUGUAAAAAGUUGUGUCAUCAUGGACCUUGUUCUGUUUGUGAGGGUGAUACGAUCGUGAAAUGUCGUUGUCGGGCUACAUCGAAGAAAAUGAAGUGUGCUGACUUGAAUUUGUCUGGUGAGGUGUUCACGUGCGAAAGAAAAUGUAACAAGAAGUUUGACUGUGGAAGGCAUCGAUGUUCACAGAAAUGUUGCCCUGGUGGUGAGCACAGGUGCACAUUUUUAUGUGGUAAGAAAUUAAAAUGUGGAAAGCAUAAAUGUAUGGAGCCAUGUCACUCGGGAUCCUGUCCUCCCUGUCUCAUGGCAGGGUUCGAGGAAGUGUUUUGUCCUUGUGGAGCUACUGUCCAAGAACCUCCUAUUCCCUGUGGUACACCCCCACCAAUUUGCCACCGACCUUGUUCAAGAAUGCAUUCUUGCCAUCAUGAAGUGCAACACAAUUGCCAUUACGAAGAAGAAUGCCCUCCAUGUACUGUGUUGGUCACGAAGUGGUGCAUGGGACGGCAUGAGGAAAGGCGAAACAUCCCUUGUUAUGUUGAUAAUGUUUCCUGUGGGCAACAAUGUGGCAAGCCCCUUAAAUGUGGCAAGCACCUAUGUCUAAAAGGAUGUCAUUUGCCUCCAUGCUUAAAAGAAAACGAGAAGUGUACGCAACUGUGUAAUUUACCACGAGAAAGUUGUGGACAUCCUUGUGGAUCUCCUUGUCAUGACGGAGAGUGCCCGCAGACACCUUGCAAAAACAAGGUGCGCAUUUACUGUUUGUGCGGUCGAAAAUCAGAAGAUGGCAUUUGCCUAAAAGGUGGUGAUAAAAUGGACGUUGCACUGGCUUAUCAAAGAUUUACCACCAAAAAUUUGGCCGAGAAAAUGAAAGGAGUACAAGAUGGUCAGUCUGUGGACAUCAGUGAAUUAUUGAAUUUGAACGAGCAAAAAUCUCAAUUAGAAUGUGAUGAUGAAUGUGCACGUCUUCAACGCAACAGACAAUUUGCUGAAGCUCUUGGUAUAUCCAGGUCAGAAACCCCUGAGGUUGUUCAAUAUUCCCAUUUUCUCGAGCAACAUGGAAGAGGAAACAUGAAGUUGGUAUAUUUUGUUGAAGAUGCAUUGGAUACGUUGAUCAAAAAUGUAUCGAAGGUUCAAAGCCCCAAACUCACUCACUCUUUUGCGCCUAUGAAUAGAAAUAAUCGACGCUUCAUUCACGAGUUGGCGACAAUGUAUCGUUGUACGACGAUAAGUCACGACCAAGAGCCGAAUAGAAAUACUGUUGUCACUGCCACAAAAGAUUCACAAUGCCCUCGCGUCAAACUAUCAUCACAGUUACAACGCGUUAUAAAUCCUCAACCUCCGCCACCCGUCGCAGUUUUGCCCGAUUCGGGCAUAGGGAAUGUGCGAUUCAUAGAAAGAAAAAGUCCGUUAAAAGAGAACAUAUUGACUACUUUGACGAUGACUUCUAGUUAGCCCAAUGUCGAUUACGAAUUUGGAUUACAAAACUGGAGCACACUGUAACUGAAUAGUUAAAAUGCCAUAAAACUCUGCAAUAUUACAUUUUCUGUCAUUUAUAAUGACAUACAUGCAGACAUAUUGCGAACUAUCAUUGUUCUGCAUGUAGCUAUCGUCUUCUAGUUUUAUAUGCAAAUUAAAAACAACUUGAAACAAAGCUGAAUUCAAAGAA